UAUUUAUAUUAUUGUUUACAAUUUCUUUACUAUUUUCUCCCAUUUUUGUAUAUAUUUUGUUUUUUUCCUUUCAUCAUAAAAGUAGAUUAAUUAAACCUUUAUUCGGAAAUUAUUCCUACCAAGAAAUAAUUGUCUCCAAAAAAAUUCUAGAUUAUUGGUUUUUUACGCCCUAUUAAAAUUUUUAUUAUAAAUACAAGGGUGGUAUGCUUAAAGUAUAUGCUAGUUUACGAAUAAUAAAAAAAUUAUGUCAGAAAUAUCUGAAAGUAACGUAGAAUUUAUUUCGGAAAAUAGAGUUGUAACAAACUCUGAAAGUGAAGGAGUAACUAAUUCAGAAAGUAGAAUAGCAACUAAUUCGGAAAGCAAAGUAGUAAUCAAUUCGGAAAAUAGAGUAACUACUAAUUCGGAAAAUGGAACAAUAAAUCAUUCGGAAAAUGGAGCUUUAACUAAUUCGGAAAAUGGGGGAAAAAAGCUUUGUCGUAUUCGUAUUGAAGAAGAGACCACAAUUAAAUUAGAUGAAUUCAAUUUGGAUUAUCCAUUUGAAAUUUUUUAUGAUCCAGGUUAUGAAGGUGAUGGUAAUCCCUCAUUAGUUGCUACAAUUCAACCAAGAAAUAAAAAAUUUCAAGAGGAUCAUCGUAUUACCUCUCUUUCCAUUAAUAUUGGUAAUAGGUUAAAGAAUAAAACAAUUUUUUGUUAUAAUGAUAAAAAAAAAGAGAUUUGUGGUCCUUAUAUUGAAUGGCCUGUGAAAAAUUAUGGAGAUGGUUAUAUUAAAGUACAACCUGAUGGGAAUCUUAUUAUUAGUGCUACACAAAGGAACAGACCUAUUACUAUAGAUAAGAACCGUGCCUUGAAACGGUUACGUCUUGAAUAAUUGUCUAUUAUACAAUUAUCUAUUGUAGUAAAUCUGAUGUAAUUAUAUAUUAAAUAGUAAAUAAUGUAAAAUAUACAAU
This is a messenger RNA of Rhizophagus irregularis DAOM 181602=DAOM 197198, 947 nucleotides long. RefSeq lists its product as uncharacterized. The record is from RefSeq and is a predicted model, not a curated record. Lineage: Eukaryota; Fungi; Glomeromycota; Glomeromycetes; Glomerales; Glomeraceae.